AUGUCCGACAAAGAGUCCCAAACGCCUCGUGUGUUCAUCAUGAGACAUGGAGAGACGGAAUGGUCCCAAGCUGGCCGCCUCACUGGGAGCACAGAAAUUGAUCUCAACGAGAAGGGAGAACAGCAGGUUGCCGCUGCGGCAAAGGCUCACGCGGGCGCAGGCAAAACCAUCGACCCAAAACGCCUUGUGCUGGUCAUCGUUAGUCCAAGAAAGAGAGCGCAACAUACUUUAAAUCUCUUUCUACCGAUGUCCGAUGACGGCGAUCAGAUGCCAGAGGUUGUCGUAAACGAUGACAUAGCGGAGUGGGACCAUGGCGAAUAUGAGGGACUUACCAAGGAAAAAAUUCGAGAACGAAGAUGGGCAAUGGGAUUGGACAAGGGCACCGGAUGGGACAUCUGGCGCGACGGAUGUGCGCGCGGAGAGUACGUCAUGAUUUGCUACGCUGUGUUUGGCGCGUUGAAGCUAAUAUCCUGA
Molecule: messenger RNA, 474 nt
Organism: Colletotrichum abscissum
Lineage: Eukaryota; Fungi; Ascomycota; Sordariomycetes; Glomerellales; Glomerellaceae
Product: phosphoglycerate mutase
Exons: 2
Coding region: 1-474 (157 amino acids)
Biological process (GO): ribose phosphate biosynthetic process
Molecular function (GO): sedoheptulose-bisphosphatase activity
Source: RefSeq, a predicted model, not a curated record